GUAGGCCGCGGAGCCCGAAAGUAGCGGCAGAAAGGGGCGGAAAAAAAAGGGGACGCUUGGCGAUCCACGCCCCCAAUCCCUGCCCUGUUAUUUCUGCUUGGUUUUUUUCCUCCACGAGUCUCCGGCUAAUCUUCUCUUCUCCCAUCCCUAUUCCAACUUUCUUCCUCAUCUGCUGCCUUCCAUCUGCCCUUCUCUCUGGCUCCCAUAUAUAAAUUCGUCGCUGUAGCUGUCCGACUUCCCCUCCCCUAGUUUCUCAUCAACAACGCUCUUCCCAAGGAAGGACUCCCUCCUUCUUCCCAUCUAAUAUUCUCGAGGAGAGAAAGAUGAUCCAGCUGUUGUUUACGCUGCUGUUAGCGGAGGUGGGGGUGGUGGUGGUGCUGCUGUUCAAGACGCCGCUGCGGAAGCUGGCCAUCCUGGGCCUGGACCGCCUCAAGCGCGGGCGCGGCCCCGUCAUGGUCAAGACCGUCGCCGGCACCGUCCUCAUCGUCCUCGCCUCCAGCGUCUACAGCAUGGCCAAGAUCCGCAGCCACUCUACCGAGAUCGGCUCUCUUACGCCCACCGAUCAGGUCCUCAUGAGCCGCCACCUUCUCGAGGCUUCCCUCAUGGGAUAUUCUCUUUUCCUUGCACUGAUAAUUGACCGACUGCACCAUUAUAUCAGAGAGCUUCGUGGCUUAAGAAAGAACAUGGAGGCUGUGAUGAAACAAAACAGGGCCUUAGAAGAAACAAAAAGUGGGGGUUCAGAUGAGCUAAAAUUGCGAGACAAAGAGAUCACCUAUUUGAAUGAACAGAUUAAACAGCUGAACCUGAAGUUAGAGUCAAGUACAAAGGAGGCUAAGGCAGCAGAAGCCAAUGCAACAGCACUCAGAAAACAAUCCGAAGGGUUUCUUCUUGAAUAUGACCGCCUGUUGGAGGACAACCAAAAUCUUCGAAACCAAUUGCAGUCUAUUGACCUGAGGCUAUCACAGUCUGAUAGCAAGAAGAACCUUUGAGACCAUUGCGAAAUGCUUCACUGUUGAGUCAAAAACUUGAUUUGUCCAAGAGAAUCAUCCAUUUACAUUUUCGAUUGGAUAUGUUUUGGUCCUUUGAUGAGCCAUAAAAGAAGUCACUGAAAAAUAAUCCAUGGUCCGGUUUGUUCUUAGAUAAACAUCACAGUAGUUAUGAUCAAGCAGUCAAACUGUAUGGGUAGGAUGUCAAAAAUGGGUCCAGCAAGGUUCUAUUCAAAACUAGUUAUGAACUAGCUUUCAAUGGAUUACCUAUUGAUGUGCUGUUUUCUA
Elaeis guineensis (African oil palm) is the source of this 1274-nucleotide messenger RNA. RefSeq lists its product as uncharacterized. Gene Ontology annotation, biological process: intracellular protein transport; endoplasmic reticulum to Golgi vesicle-mediated transport. NCBI's taxonomy places the organism in Eukaryota, Viridiplantae, Streptophyta, Magnoliopsida, Arecales, Arecaceae. The record is from RefSeq and is a predicted model, not a curated record. Gene Ontology annotation, cellular component: endoplasmic reticulum; endoplasmic reticulum membrane.